AUGUUGACCGACAUGAGUCUCUCCUUCCAGAUUGUCUUCUAUGAGGAUAAGAACUUCCAGGGCCGCCGCUAUGAGUGUGAAUGCGACUCCUUGGACUUCCACUCCUACCUGAGCCGCUGCAACUCCCUGCGUGUGGAGAGUGGGGCCUGGGUGGUCUACGAGAGGCCCAACUACAUGGGCUCCCAGUACAUCCUGACCAGGGGAGACUACCCAGAAUAUCAACGCUGGAUGGGCCUAAAUGACCGCGUUAGCUCCUGCAAGAUGAUCCAGUUUUCAAGCGGGUCCCAGUACAAGAUGCAGCUGUACGAGAAGGCCGACUACCGGGGCCAGGCCUACGAGACCAUCGAGGACUGCUCCUCGGUGCAGGACAAGCUCCGCCUGCGGGAGGUCUACUCCUGCAAGGUCUUCGACGGCUGGUGGGUCUUCUACGAGCUGCCCAAUUACCGAGGGCGCCAGUACUUCCUGGAGAAGGGCGAGUACUCCAAGCCCAGUGACUGGGGUGCCGUCAGCCCAGCUGUGCAGUCCUUCAGGCGUAUCACAGAGUGA
Molecule: messenger RNA, 546 nt
Organism: Gadus chalcogrammus (walleye pollock)
Lineage: Eukaryota; Metazoa; Chordata; Actinopteri; Gadiformes; Gadidae
Gene: crygs2
Product: crystallin, gamma S2
Exons: 2
Coding region: 1-546 (181 amino acids)
Biological process (GO): lens development in camera-type eye; visual perception
Molecular function (GO): structural constituent of eye lens
Source: RefSeq, a predicted model, not a curated record